Molecule: messenger RNA, 2850 nt
Organism: Topomyia yanbarensis
Lineage: Eukaryota; Metazoa; Arthropoda; Insecta; Diptera; Culicidae
Exons: 1
Coding region: 1-2850 (949 amino acids)
Biological process (GO): DNA integration
Molecular function (GO): nucleic acid binding
Source: RefSeq, a predicted model, not a curated record
AUGUAUAGGCAAAUUCUGGUCUGUGACAAUGAUCAGCCACUCCAACGAAUAUUAUGGAGAGACUUACCAUCACAACAGAUUCUGAGCUACCAGCUAACAACGGUUACGUACGGUACAUCAUCAGCUCCUUACCUCGCAACAAAGAGUCUCCAGAGACUGGCUGAAGACAGUUCGGAAAAGUUUCCAGUAGCAGCAGAAGUCAUCCGACGAGACUUUUACAUGGACGAUAUGCUUAGUGGGGUCGAAAGCGUGGAAGAAGGCCAAGAACUCUGUAGGCAGUUGAUUCAUGUGAUGAACUCUGCUGGAUUUCAGCUCCGGAAAUGGGCUUCAAAUGAGCCCAAGGUUCUAGAAGGAAUUCCACUCCCCCUAAGGGACGAACGAACUAUUUUCGACCUCGACUCGUCGGUUUCGCCGAUAAAGACACUGGGUUUGCAGUGGGAUACAUCGACAGAUGCAUUUCUUUUCGAAGCUCCGAAGCACAGUGAACAGAUACCAAUAACCAAACGCGUGGUUCUGUCGGAUAUCGCUCGGCUUUUUGACCCUCUGGGGUUAGUUGGGCCAAUCGUCGUCUUAGCAAAACUGUUCAUGCAAGAGCUUUGGCGAGAAGGAAAAAAAUGGGAUGAUGCGCUUUGCGAUUCUCAUCAACGUUAUUGGUCAGAAUUUCGCGAUGAUCUUCACGCUCUUUCGUUAAUGAAAAUACCUCGAUGGGUCGUGUCUACACCAUCCGCUGUUUGUUUGGAGCUACAUGGGUUUUGCGACGCUUCGGAGAAGGCGUACGGCGCUUGCAUUUACGUCCGCGCAGUCUCUUCCAGCGGAAGCAUCCACGUUAACUUGCUGACCGCCAAAUCUAAGGUGGCACCGAUUGGAAAAACGAAAAAAGAUGGUACCGUCUGUUUGCCACGUCUGGAGCUCUCUGCAGCCCUCUUGCUAAGCCAUCUCUUCGAAAAGGUUCAAUCUAGCCUAAACCUUAAAGGUAGCAGUUUCUUCUGGACCGAUUCAACUAUAGUCCUUGCCUGGCUCUCCGCCAGUCCAUCGCGCUGGAAAACUUUUGUGGCAAAUCGGACCUCAGAAAUCCAGCGAAUCACAACCAAAGGCAUCUGGGCACAUGUUCCAGGUACAGAAAACCCAGCAGAUGUCAUUUCGAGAGGAAUAUCACCAACACAGCUACACGAUUUCGUUCUGUGGUGGAGUGGGUCGCCAUGGCUCUCGAUGCCGUCUCGAUUUUGGUCACCAUUUCCACGCCCCUCCGCAGAAACAUUCACUCCCGAACAACUAGAAGAACGAGUGAUUGCCCUUCCAAUUCAGGUUCAGCCUCCUAAUGAGUUGUUUCUGCGUUAUUCAUCCUUCAACAAACUCAUACGUGUUGUAUCGUGGAUCCAAAGAUUCAGUUUUAACUCGAGGAUUCAGAACCGUUACGGAAGGAAAACCGGGUUUCUUUCAGUAAUUGAAAUUAAACAGGCUACACACUGCCUGGUGAAACUCGCUCAGGAUGAAAGAUUCUCUCAGGAUCUCGCGGAAGUAGCUCGAAAUGGGCAAGUCAAACAGAAUUCUCGAUUGAAAACUCUUACUCCAAUACUAACGAAUGGCGUAUUGCGUGUCGGUGGCCGGCUGCGCCAUGCUCCCGUAAGCUACGACCAACGGCAUCCGAUGAUCCUGCCGGACAAACAUCCUUUCACUGAGCUACUAGUAGUUCACUACCACCGAAAGCUUUUACAUGCUGGUCCGCAGUUGCUAAUUGCCACCAUUCGUGAAAGAUUGUGGCCGCUGCGAAUAAGAAACCUUGCCCGCCAAGCUGUUCACUCCUGCGUCAGCUGUUUUCGUUGCAAACCUAAGAUCCUGCAACAGUUAAUGGGUGAACUUCCACCGGAGCGCGUUACACCAGCAUUCCCGUUUCUCCGCACGGGUUUGGAUUACUGUGGACCUUUUUAUUAUCGUCAGUCUCGCCGAGCUGCCCCUGUUAAAUGUUUUGUUUCCAUUUUCGUAUGCCUUGUAACGAAGGCGGUCCACAUUGAGUGCGUUGGAGACCUAUCGACCAACUCAUUCCUAGCUGCUCUGAAACGGUUUGUCGCUCGCCGAGGGAAACCAGAGUUGAUUGAGUGCGACAAUGCAACCAACUUUAAAGGAGCUCAACGCGAACUGAACGAUUUAGCCCAACUAUUCGUAUCUCAGCAGCACCAAGAACUGAUCACUACCAACUGUACGGAAAAUGGGAUUACGUUCAAAUUCAUACCUCCUAGAUCCCCAAAUUUCGGCGGGCUCUGGGAAGCAGCCGUCAAGUCGCUGAAGAAACACUUGCGCAGCACGGUCGGCAAUGUUGUACUGUAUCAGGACGAAUUUCUUACUAUACUAACUCAAAUUGAAAGUUGCCUGAAUUCUCGUCCACUCACUCAGCUCAGUUCGGACCCUAACGAUCUGGAAGUGCUUACUCCUGGGCAUUUCUUGGUACAUCGAUCACUGGCCGCCAUUCCAGAACCAAGUCUCGAAGAUGUGCCUUCCAACCGCUUAGACCGAUGGCAGCAAACACAGGAAUACGUCCGGCGAAUUUGGAAGCAGUGGCAGUCGGAAUAUUUGUCCGGGUGGCAGCCUCGUACUCAAUGGACUCAACAACGAGACAACAUUUCGGUGGGUACCAUGGUACUGGUGAAGGAAGAAAACCUUCCACCACUUAAAUGGAAAUUCGGACGAAUACUACAAGUCUUCACGGCUGAUGAUGGCAACAUCCGGGUAGUAACCGUUAGGACGAAGGACGGUGAAUUUCGUCGUGGAAUCUCCAAAAUCUGCGUAUUGCCCAUUCAGAGACCUACGGAAUACCUCGAUGAUGAAGCCACUGAUCCACACGAAGGAACCUAG